Messenger RNA from Trichobilharzia regenti, 2568 nucleotides. NCBI's taxonomy places the organism in Eukaryota, Metazoa, Platyhelminthes, Trematoda, Strigeidida, Schistosomatidae. The record is from the annotation of a GenBank genome assembly.
AUGAAUAAUCGUUGGGAUGCAUCUCCAAAAAGCCGUUUACCAUGGUUGCCACCGAAUUUUUCAAGUUUAAGUAGAAAUUAUGGAUUACCUGGUGGUAAGAUCCUGUAUGAGGAACAUAACGCCAAGGGCUCUUUCUUUCAUAAAAAGCCUGUAAAACUGACAAAGAAUGGAAAGGAAUACAGAAGUUUAUCAGAAACAUACACAACUCGACGUGGAGAACUAUUCAUCUACCCAGCAUCACUUGCAGUGAAGCAACUGAAUACGACAGUCAAAGUUAAGGAACUCACUUAUCUGACUGAUGGGUACAGGAAACGAACAAUGUUAGCUGAAGGAGUUGGAUUUCGUAGCAAACAACACAGAAACAGAACCGGAAUAUUAGGAGUACUAAGACAAAACACAAGUUUUUCAAACUCCUAUUUAUCGUAUGCAAGAGAAGCUAUUCCAGCUGAGGUUGUCAAUCAGGGAUUAAGUAUCAAGGAAUUUUUAAGCAAUAGAUCCCGAAAACCUGAAGAUGCCAUAGGAGAUCAUAACAAAACAACUAAGACAAUGGACAAAACAACAGAAACGGAGCAAACAAAAGUAACCAAUGCAAAGUCUGAUAAGAAGCUUAGUAUACUAUCAGUCAGCGACAUAAUGACAGAUGGACAUCACAGUACAAUAGAGCAAGCAUCACCAAUAAUAGCACCACGAUUAUCAACAUUUAGUAAAUCUGACAAUGAAAACUCAAACAACACAAUGAAAGAUAAAAAUAAUCAACAUCUGUUAAACUCUAAUCCCGAGAAUAAUAGUUUAUCAGUUCUUAGCGGUAGAUGGAGUAAUUCAAGUAUUUCUGAAACAGUAGACAGCUUUAAAAUCGAUUUGCGAGAAACACAAGAAGGGUUUAAUGAGCAGGAUGGUUCAGCUGAGGAUACAAAUUAUUCUGAUAAUGUCAAUCAAAAUCAUGAAGAUAACGAAAGUGCACGUAGCAGUCGAAUAGAUAUUAAUCUACUUCAGGUGAAUAUGAACGCUUUAUGCACAGAAAGCAGAACGGGUAUAGUUGAAGCCAGUUCAAACGGCCAAGCACAACGGACUCCAAGUUUUACUACAGCUGUUACCACAACUGCUACAACAUGCGCAAGUAGUCGUUUAUCUAGGACUAGUGUUAGUCUGCAUCCACCAUACUCCCCGAAUCGUACAACACCAGCAUCUACACCAUCAAGACGACAAACAACUUGUCAUCAAAUCAGUUUAUUGGAGACAGCGAAAAUGUUGCUAUCAGAGUCCAGUAAACUAGAAUCGAUCACUCCAAUACGUGAACAGUUGGUUAGACCUUUAAAUGACGAACAGAUGAUUUGCUGUGGAGAUGCUGGAGAAGGCAGUGGUUCAGAUCGUAUCAAAGCAAGCAUUGAACGACGACGAUAUCAAGAAGCUGUUGAACUGCAAAAGCAAAUCCGUUUGUUGAACGAGACAACUAGAGAUUUGUACAAUCGAGCUAAGGAGAAAACCGGCCAUCUGAAUUCACUUAUACAAGAUACACUGAGUCAAAUGAAGUCAAUGAGAGAAGAAAAACUUCAGCAGAGAAAUUUGAAGUCCAUACAAAAGCGCAAAAUCACACGAGAGUUAUUCUUACGUCAACUCCGUUAUCGACAAAUACGUAAACAAAGACUACGCGCGAAACUUGGUGUAACUGCUGGGAGUCGACUCUAUCGUGUAGGCCGAAAUUCUGUGCAUGAAGGUUUGCCUACAGUUUUACUAAGCAAGGAAAUAUCAGAAGCUGAAGCACUGAAACAAUGGGAGAUAAAUGAAGAUCUGAGAGAUCAGGCUGAAUCUAAUGUCAUUUUUCGAAUGGAGGAGAAUGCACUUCAGAACGCCACAGUAAAGUUGAAGUGUUUGAAAGAAAAGGCCGAUAGACAGUUGGGUUAUUUAGAAGACCUUAUGCAAUUUGGAAUGAAUUCAGCUGGAGAGAUGCAAGGAAAUGAAAUCGGCGAAAUCAACUUGUCUCGGCUACGUGUGAAACAUUUGCAGCUAGUCAUUCUAUUAAACCACUAUGGAAUUAUGCCUGAAGAUGUUGGAGCAUACAAGUUUUGCACGAAAGAGCAACUACAAAUCGCACAACAGAAUCACAUAGCUAAUAUACCAUCAGAUAGUGGAAUUGUGUUGCCCAAUUUAUGGGCUGAGUUGCAGGAAGACCAACUGCACAAAUAUCUGAAGUCUGCCCUAUGUCACUUUCAAAAAGUGUUGGAACAGGUUAAUCGUACGAAUGUUUCACAGGAUGAAAUUUCACCAGGUGUUCAGAAAAGGCGUCAGUGGCACCGAGAUUCAGAAUAUUUAAACACAUUCAGUAGAAUGAUUACUCCAGCUGUAUUUUCGUAUUUCGACUACUGGAAACAGCCCUUACCAUCACUGACUAUGGAUGUACUGACUGACGUUUUACCAGACAAAACUUCAAGUCGAAGAUCCCAAUUUCGGAAUCCAAUGAAUAAAUACUCGAAUUUUAGGAGUGAUCUGAAAAAGUUGAGUAAAUUUCUGGUUCAUCCAAAUGGGCAUGGAAAUGCCAGAAAUCACCAGACAGAAGGUAAAGCCGCAUAA